AUGGCGACGACGGAGAUGGAGCUGGUCAUGGGCGUCGUCGACGGCGGCAGUAACAAUGGAGGAGGCAGCAGCGGGCUGGUGGUGACGGAGCUGAGCCACAUCAAGGAGCUGGUGAGGCAGCUGCAGGUGCACCUCGGCGGCUCCCCGGACCUGUGCAAGCACCUGGCCUCGCAGAUCUUCUCCCUCACCGAGCGCUCCAUCGGCCUCAUCACCUCCUCCAACCUCGAGUACGGCGCCCGCCGGAAGCGGUCCGCGGGCGAUGCAGACCUCGCCUCGCCGUUCUCGGCGACGCCCACCAGCGACGUCACCGACGGGCCGUUCAAGAACACCAAGAAGAGGAAGGUGAUGGAACAGCGGAGGCAGAGGGUGAGCUCGGCCGGCGGCGAGAACCCGGUCGACGACGGCCAUAGCUGGAGGAAGUACGGCCAGAAGGAGAUUCUCGGAGCCAAGCACCCAAGGGGCUACUACCGCUGCACGCACCGCCACUCGCAGGGGUGCCCCGCGACGAAGCAGGUGCAGCGCACCGACGAGGACCCGGCGCUGUACGACGUCAUCUACCACGGCGAGCACACCUGCGUCCACAAGCCAGCAGCGGCGGGCCAGGCCACGGCGCCGGCGGAGCACAACCCGGACGCGCACGGCCACCUGCAGACCCUGAGCGCCGGGCUCACGGUGAAGACCGAGGGCCUGCCUGCGGCCGCCACGCCCUUGUACCUCUCCGCCUCCACGCCGCCGGCGAGCGGCGGGUGCCAGCUGGCGCCGUCCACGGCGUCGGAGAACUGGGUCGUGUCGCCCGCGACCUCGGACUCCAACAACCACGUCGCCUCCUACCUGCCGUUCGACGACGCCGAGUGGCGGGGGCACGCCGAGCUCCAGGAGGUGGUGGCCGCGCUCGUGGCCGCCAGCGCGCCGCCGCCCGCCGUGGACAGCUUCGACGACCUGCUGAUCGACAUAGACAUCGCGAGCUUCUUCGCGUGA
This is a messenger RNA of Miscanthus lutarioriparius, 978 nucleotides long. Lineage: Eukaryota; Viridiplantae; Streptophyta; Magnoliopsida; Poales; Poaceae. The record is from the annotation of a GenBank genome assembly.